Messenger RNA from Oncorhynchus kisutch (coho salmon), 980 nucleotides. RefSeq names its product mitochondrial ribosomal protein S18C (gene mrps18c). Gene Ontology annotation, molecular function: structural constituent of ribosome; small ribosomal subunit rRNA binding. The transcript is spliced from 7 exons. Gene Ontology annotation, biological process: mitochondrial translation. Gene Ontology annotation, cellular component: ribosome; mitochondrial small ribosomal subunit. The record is from RefSeq and is a predicted model, not a curated record. NCBI's taxonomy places the organism in Eukaryota, Metazoa, Chordata, Actinopteri, Salmoniformes, Salmonidae. Bases 488 to 904 code for a protein of 138 amino acids.
CGUCAAAUAGACAGAGCUCAAUUUUGGCUCUACAAUUUCGAUUUUUCAACGUUACUCGCUGGUCGACAGAGAGGGGUUUGUGCCUCUAUGGGGUAAUGUUUCGUGUUAAUUAUUCGCAUGUGGAAAGCAAUACCGAGACAAACAGAGGAGGAAUGGAGGAGAAAAGAGAGUAGAGGUCUAAGAGAGUGAGGGAAGAAGAGGGUGAGUUUGAAUCGGACAAAUUGCGGAAAAAAAGGGAUAUUGUUUGUCAUAGAAGAAUGGUAGAUAGUGUAAGCAGAGGGAGCUGAAGACGGGAGUAAUUGAAGUGAAUUAGGGUGAAGUAUCGGAGGUGGUAGGUGCGGUAAAGUUAUCGGAGACCGAGGUAUGCACCGAGGAUCAGAUUGAAGAAGAGUCUGACAGUGGGAGUUAAGUUUGUGGAAAAAGUGGACUCUUGCCUUUCGGCUGAUCCAAUUGCGUUUUCACGGUGGGUGAAAAAAAGAGUUGGGUCAUGUGGAAUCGGUCAAAAAUGUUUGCUGUCCGAAGCUUUCGAUCUUUACAAUUCUCAUUUUCACAGCUUGGAGGCACACAACAAUGUCUCAGAAGUCUGUCAGGCUCGUCUAAUGUAGUCCAGAAGAACGAUGACAUGCCUUUACAGAUGGAGAAUCCAUACAAACAACCACAGAAGGGCUGUAUUCUCUGUAACAUCACAGUGGACUUCAAGAAUGUUCAGCUGCUAUCCCAGUUUAUAUCCCCACACACAGGAAGAGUUUACGGCAGGCACAUAACAGGUCUAUGUGGUAAGAAACAGCGGGAGAUCGCCAAAGCCAUAAAGAAAGCUCAUUCGAUGGGAUUCAUGUCUGUAACCCACAAGGACCCACAUUUUAUGAAAGAUCCAAACAUCUGUGACAUCCGGCACUUGGAGUAACUGUGUCCGCCUGUAUUGUGGAGCUAGUCUAGCAUAGAUACUGUAAUUGUGUAUUAAAACAUGUUUCAAUGUGGAA